This is a messenger RNA of Xyrauchen texanus (razorback sucker), 1275 nucleotides long. RefSeq names its product diencephalon/mesencephalon homeobox protein 1-B-like. The record is from RefSeq and is a predicted model, not a curated record. NCBI's taxonomy places the organism in Eukaryota, Metazoa, Chordata, Actinopteri, Cypriniformes, Catostomidae. Gene Ontology annotation, molecular function: DNA-binding transcription factor activity, RNA polymerase II-specific; RNA polymerase II transcription regulatory region sequence-specific DNA binding. The transcript is spliced from 8 exons. Gene Ontology annotation, biological process: regulation of transcription by RNA polymerase II. Bases 151 to 1275 code for a protein of 374 amino acids.
CGCGGAUACUUUUGAGUUCCAACAGGAUUCUGAUCUGUCUGGAAACUGUGAAACAAUCACUUCUGUUCAAUUUCGCAAAAUUGUUAGUUGCAUUGCGACUGAAAUUUUUUAGAAGGGGAAAACUUCUCAUAGAGUUAUCAGAGGGACGUGAUGCAGCACUACGGGGUAAACGGCUACUCUCUGCACGCCAUGAACUCUCUGAGCGCCAUGUACAACCUGCAUCAACAGGCCUCACAGCACGCGCAGCACGCUCCCGAAUACCGGCCCUCCGUGCACGCGCUCACGCUCGCGGAGAGACUGGCAGGCUGCACAUUUUCAGAUAUCAUCUUGGAGGCGCGGUACGGCUCUCAUCACAGGAAACAGCGUCGCAGCCGCACGGCCUUUACCGCCCAGCAGUUGGAGGCUCUGGAAAAAACCUUCCAGAAGUCUCACUACCCUGACGUGGUCAUGCGUGAACGCCUGGCCAUGUGCACCAACCUACCUGAAGCUCGAGUCCAGGUUUGGUUUAAAAACCGGCGUGCAAAGUUCCGCAAGAAGCAACGCAGCUUGCAGAAAGAGCAGCUUCAGCGGUUGAAGGAAGCUGGGGCAGAGGGCACUCCAGAAGAUGGGAAUGGAGAUGCUCUGCUCAUUGAAUCUCAAGCUCCGCCCUCCCCUUCAGAGGGGAGUGGCCUCACAUGUCCCCCUUCCUGUGAGCUGAAUGAGGAGGUUAAUGUCACCUCACCGGAACAGUCAGGGGCGGAGUCAGGAGCUGAGGACAUUAUUGACAAAGAAGAUGAAUCAUUGUCUGUCAAAGAAGAACCAAAAGUGGCUGGUCCACCCCUGGUGACAGACGGAAGUUCGCCAUCCUGCAAAACACUCAGCCCCAAAUCAGACACUCCUUCUCUCACGCUGCCUCCAGCGGCGCCGGGCGGUGGCACUGGACCCAUUCAUUCCUAUGCAUCAUCCCCUCUCAGUCUUUUCCGUCUGCAGGAACAGUUUCGCCAGCACAUGGCUGCCACCAACAACCUCGUUCACUAUCCUCCCUUCGACAUGACCACACCCUCUUCCUUACCCUACCUGGGCGUAAACGUGAACAUGGCGUCUCCGCUGGGAUCACUGACUUGUCAGUCUUACUACCAGUCCCUGUCUCAAGCCCAGCAAAUGUGGAGCAGUCCACUGCUGCAGGCCUCCGGGGCUCUUCCGGCCCUAAAUAGCAAAGCUACAAGCAUUGAAAACCUUCGACUGAGGGCAAAGCAGCAUGCUGCCUCACUAGGCUUGGAUAUGCUACCAAAUUGA